Molecule: messenger RNA, 558 nt
Organism: Fonsecaea erecta
Lineage: Eukaryota; Fungi; Ascomycota; Eurotiomycetes; Chaetothyriales; Herpotrichiellaceae
Exons: 2
Coding region: 1-558 (185 amino acids)
Biological process (GO): mitophagy
Molecular function (GO): mitochondrion autophagosome adaptor activity
Source: RefSeq, a predicted model, not a curated record
AUGGCAUCUGCCGCCACCGAGAUCGCCUCUACCAUCCAAGCUGCGCACAUUAAACACGACCCGUCUCCCGAGCACGACAUCAAUCCCUCGACGGCCGCAUCCAAGAAGAUCCCUGCCGAAGUCGAGACCAUCUCCCCUCCUCCUCUGAGUCAACCAUACCCAGCGACAUCAUCCGCCCCCCGUCCCCCGGACCCCGGUCUUUCCCCCCGAUCCCCCGACUUCCGCUUCGAACAGUCCUACCUCGCUAGCAUCAAGAGCGCGGAUUCGAACUGGAGAGUCGCCUUCAUCACGGUCCGCGACCAGGUGUUUCUGCCUCUGGUGCAAGGGAUAUUAUGGAACCUGUUGAUGUUCGGCUGGCGGCACUGGAACCGUGGGAGUAAGUUCCAGGGACAGAGCUGGGGGGCGAAGGUCAGGAAGUGGUGGUGGGGUGUCAACAACUGGAAGGUCCCGGCGGCAGGGGCGGACGCGAAGGCAAUGAAGAAAUCGAGUGACAGACAAGUGCUGCAGAGGGUCGAAGAUUUCUUCGUCGAUCGGUUUGGGUCCAGUCUGGGGGACUGA